CCUAAGAUUACUCCUCCCGUAUUAUUAACAUCGUUAUCAUCAUUACGGUACUGAAAUAUUAUUUCUAAGAGCAUUCAAGAUUUGAUUUUUUAGGCUCGUUAUCUAAUAAUUCUUUUGGGGGAAGAGACGGAGGAAGGGGAGUAAUUCGGCUGUUGGAUUUGCUCCACCGUAUUUGUCUCUGUCUCUUUGCGUCUGCUUCGGUGGGUUGCGCUUUUCUUCGCCUCCCUUCCUCCUCAUUCUUUUGGGAAUUUGCAGAGCGAGGAAGGAAAGAGGAUCGAGGUUGAUGAUCGAGAGUGAGAAAGGAGAUUGGGAGAACAAAGGAGGAUUUUUUUGAGUGAUUUCUUGGAGAUUUUCUCUAAUUUGGGGGGGAACUUAAAACGGAAGAGAAAAAAGAGAGAGGUUCCUUUAGGUUCUUUUUUACGAGCCGUGGACGAGGCAUUUGUUUUGGGAAUUAGGAACUGUCGAGAUUGGGUUCUUUGAAGGGAAGAAGGAGGUGGAAGAAAAGGAGGAGUUUGAUCCCCUUUUUUCCCCCCCUUGUUUGUGGGAAAAACCGCAGUUUUGGGUUGCUGUUGGAUGCAUCCGUAGCGAAUCUUAGGAAAAUUCGGUCAUUUUCGUGAUUUUCUUGGAAAUUUUCGUUGGAUUUCUAUGUUGUUUGGAUAACAAAAGGAGAUAGCAACUGCGCCAAUCGGCGGGGACAUUGAUGACCAUUUGAGCUUCUCCGAUCACAGAUCGGAAUCGCGUCCAACAUUCGAUCCCAGCGUCUCAAGAACCAAUCAAACCGAGGCGGGCGGGCUCCGGUUCCGAUCACUUCGUCCUCUGGUCGCUGGAGCCGCCCCUCGCCGCCAUGGCGAGCUCGUCCGGGUCGCUCGAUUACUGGAGAAAGUUCUUCCGCAGCGCCAACUCGGACAUAUUCGAAGUGAUGGAGCACGCGAUCCUCGUUGCGGCCUCGGAUUACCCCCAGGAAUUCAGGAGCAGGAGGCAUCAGAUUGUGGAGAAGCUGUUCGCCGUGCUGCUACCCCGGUGCUAUGGGUGCGAUCGCGUCGCCGAGGGGGAGGAGGGCGAUCGCAGCGUUAAGCGGGACGGGGAGAAGGAGAGCAAAGUGGAUAGCAGCAACGACGGACCCGAGGACUUGAACCGGAUUGUGAGCAAUUACAGCUACGACGAGGCGGAGGCGCUUACCGAGGAGAUCGAAGAGGAAAGCCAGAUCGUUGGGGAGGUUCUGCGGAUAAAGGAGAUCUUUGCCAACCACCGUGAUGAGUCGGAUAGCAUAUUGUUCGAGUCUUUGAGGAGGCUGCAAUUGAUGGAGCUUUCUGUUGAAGUACUGAAGGCCACUGAAAUUGGAAAGGCGGUUAACUGUCUGCGGAGGCACAACUCCAAGCAAAUUCGCCACCUUGUGCGCACUCUCAUCGGUGGUUGGAAGGUUUUGGCCGAGGAGUGGGUGAGGGCUACAGCGGCAAUUGCAGAUAACUCUCCAGACUCUAUAAAUCCUCCUAUGGAAGAUGAGGAAGAGGAAGGGCUCCCUUCUCCCCCCUUAGAUGAGGGAUUUCUAUUUGCCUCGCAAACUACUUCCAUGCAGCUCUCUGAGUUCUUCGAUGAAAUGGAUGACGAUGGAAAUUUUAGAAAUAAUGGAGAGUUUGAGAAGCCAUGGGAAAAUGGAGGGUCUCCGGAAAAUGAUGUGCCGCAUAGGAAACAACAGCCUCCAAAACAAUAUGUCAUUCCAAAAGAGAAAGCGGAGACAAGGAGGCAAGAGCCAUCACAAUUCAUUACACCAGAAGGGAAGGAAGUGACACGAAGGCAACUACCACCGCAUUCAGCAAUCGUGGAAGAUAAAAGCCAGAUGAAGCAGCAAAAAACAGUUACGAGACCGGGAAAGCCACAGGAUCCUGGGAUCGGCCAAGGAAGGUGUGAAGGUAUUGCAAACAGGCAAAGCAAACCUGUUAUUCUGGAUUCUGGGCCUGGCAGACCACCAAAGUUACCCCACACACAGAAUGCUGGCAGACAGAUGAAUCCUAAACACCAUCAAAACAGUGGUGCACUUAGGAGGAAGCUGUUGGUGGUUCCACAAGAUAAAACAAAGUGCUCAGAGGAAUCCUCAAUAAGAGAAAAGUUAGAACUGGCAAAGAGGAAGCUUCAUGAAGGUUACCAGCAAGCAGAAAAUGCAAAAAAACAGCGAACUAUACAAGUAAUGGAACUGCAUGAUCUGCCAAAACAGGUGCACAACAGACAUCCUGUUCUGAAAUCCAGAAACCAAAUUAGGAGUUGGGCAAAUGGCCGGCAUUAGUUCUGUUUAUUCUGGGAAUGGAUCGCCAACUUACAGGAACCUUCUUCCUGUACAGAAGAACAUCUGCAUCUCGCUGUUAAGUCUGUAUUUACCUGCUGAGCUUGGUUGCAAAGACUAGACAAAAGAGGUUCCUCCUUUUUUCGGUGUUUAGUUCUUGAUGGAGACUUAGACACAUUGACUCGAGUAGUAGCAUAAAUGGGGAGAGUGGUGAUAAGUUCACCAAAUGUAAUAUGAAGCCUGAGGACUCAAGAUAUAGUCCCAGCACUCCGGAAACAUUUAUCCAUUUGUUCUUUUGAGACUGGCUAUGUAGACAAUGACAGAGACGAGGCACCAAGCACUAUAACCAUUACCCAUUAAUGAUUCA
Molecule: messenger RNA, 2645 nt
Organism: Musa acuminata AAA Group (dessert banana)
Lineage: Eukaryota; Viridiplantae; Streptophyta; Magnoliopsida; Zingiberales; Musaceae
Product: probable mediator of RNA polymerase II transcription subunit 26b
Exons: 10
Coding region: 845-2281 (478 amino acids)
Cellular component (GO): nucleus
Source: RefSeq, a predicted model, not a curated record